Molecule: messenger RNA, 3399 nt
Organism: Leguminivora glycinivorella
Lineage: Eukaryota; Metazoa; Arthropoda; Insecta; Lepidoptera; Tortricidae
Gene: inaF-D
Product: putative transmembrane protein INAFM2
Exons: 2
Coding region: 716-1231 (171 amino acids)
Source: RefSeq, a predicted model, not a curated record
CGACCUGUGACUAGGCAGAGAUUUCAGCGGCAUCAAGGACGCGGUAAUACUGGUCAAGCGUGCCGAAUGAUCGCCUAAUGCUCGGUAGGAAACAGGAACACACGACUAGCGCUCCCGGCGACGCGGCGCUCCUGUCACCGCUGUGCCGCCGACACUCGCUGUCAUAACAACGAACGACCUCUUCUGAAUUAACUUCGUUAGCGUAUUGUUAUGGCCCGACCCGCUCUCGACACAAAUAACACCUGCCGCGCCGACCUCCUUCAAACCACACAAUAACUGUUCUGAACUGUGUUAUCGUGCAUAUAUUUACUCACUGUGAUACUUACACUGGACUUAUACCGUUUCCGGAAUUAUUCAAAAAUUUAAAAGCGCUGAAUAAAAACAUAAUAGCUCAUUAACCCGAAACAAUGUAAACUCAGAGGCGGCUUCAUGACAGACGAAUCACGAUCGUGCGACUACGUCAGCUCAACUGGAAUAGAUUCGCAUGUACCGUGCGUGAAAUUAAAGGAUAAACAAAUGAAGUCCGGAGCGGCGGGAAUAAUGAAGCAGUCCGCCUCAGGAGGUGUCAAGCAGCAGACACGAGCGUGACCCGCGCGACGCGACUCGGCCGCGCAGCGGGCCAACUGGGCCAUUCGAUAAGCGUGCCCCAUUUACCUGGAUUGAGCGCGGGCGGCCAGCAGUGCGGCGGUGCAUCGGUGCUGGGCGGGCGUCCACCAUGUCGAGCAAGUCGUUCGGCGCGGGCAGCAUGCGGUCGGCGGGCGGGUCGGUGCGGCUGGGCGCGGGCGCGGGCGCGGGCGCCGGCCACGAGCUGGUGCUGGACGCGCUCUACGAGCGCAAGCGCGACAAGAAGAGCGUGCGCGUGCUCACCGUCAUCAUCUACGUCUUCUGCGUCUCGCUCGCCGCCAUCAUGCUCUCGCUCUACUACGUCUUCUUCUGGGAGCCCAAGGACGCGCAGUACGCGCAGCGCAAGGUGUCUCACACUGUAGACCAGACCAGCACUACACCAAUGCCCACAUGCUUAAUGCCCCACACCGGAGGAAGCGGUAGCACAGUAAACGACUCUUUGAGCUCAACAACUUCAUCUGGCAUCACGAUUGAGACAUCAGACUCUAGUACGUCAGAAUCAACUGUAUCAAGCUCGGAGGCGCCCCUAUCAACUAAAUCCUCUAGUCUUAGCCUCCCGGGGAACAAGACGAGCGGCGAGCGAGCAGACAACUCUAGCGUCACAUGACAAACGAAUUUAGAAUAAUAACAUUCGAAUGUAGUUCCAUACCCUCAAAUAUUCGUAGCGCCAAUCGGUAUAGUCAUGGCGACAGGCUAUUCAAAACUACAAGAGAACUAUUUGCCUAAAACAGGUCAAUGUUUUAAAUCACCAUCUUAUCUUCGAUUCAAGUUUGCUAUGCUCCAGAGCCUGAAAAGGUUGUAGAUUGUUAUAAAAACGCUAUUACCUAUUCAAGAGGAUAAAUCAGUGAUGAGCUGCUUAUACCGAACAAGCAGACCUGGCACUAAAGAAUACGGAUCAAAAACUUUCUGAACAAUAAUUAAAUGAAAAAAAAUGUAUAAAUAUUAUAAUAUAAAAGCAUCACAUGACGUUAAACGGUGCUUCAUUGUAUAGGUAGAACCUAUAUAACCAGUGCCGUGCCGUUUCAACGGUUAACCCCUCGUAUGCUUAGAUACGGAUCCGUGCGUGGGAAUAUCUAUUGUUUUAAAUGUCAAGGUCACUAUUUCAAUGAUCAAAAUUGACAGGCCGCAUACGAGGGGUUAACGAGCAUUUAAAAUUCAUACCUGUCGCCUGCGCUAUUCCGUUCUUAAACCUUAUUGGGUAGUUACACGUAUAGUAUUUAAAAGUUAUAAGCAAAGAGUCUUGAUUUAAUGGAUCGCCGUUACUUUGAAAAACAUCUGACCCCAGGUUAGUGCAAUGAUAUUUUAUUUACAACAGAGCUUCAAACUCAUGAAUAAACAAGUUAAAAAGUAACGAAGUUAAUUUCAUCAGAAAAAUUCGACACUGGUCGAAUAAGCAAACUCAAAUUCAACUCAUUUUAAUUACGAAUUACUUAUGCCGAGUAUGCGGCAAGUUCAAUUGAUCGUGCCUGAAAACCUUUGUUUAUAUAAGUAUAAAGUAAUGUUGGUUUUCUACCCGCUUAAAACUACAUCUGGUACGCGUAUAAACUAAAUGCUGCGCGCGUAUAAGCACUAAGCACGUAACGCCGCAACGACCGUAAAGAAAAAGGCGCUAGUCUGAUACCGCCCUUAGCGUUGCAUGUGAAUGCCGCAUUAGGUGAACUGUAAUUACGGCACUCGUCAAAGUAUCGGCGAUUUCUAGUCACUGGCGCCAAUCACAUCAAAGGCUGAACUAACACCAAUAUUAAACGACAGAUUACUAGUGAUAUUCAUGUAUAAUUUCCUAGUUGCCUAAUUAGCAUAAGGUGAAGGUUAUUUCUUCAGAUAUUUACUAAAAUAAUUUAUACUUAGUGUUAAGUGUUAACAAAUAUGUUUAGAGAUUUAUUUACUCAUACACAUUACAUUAUCGGUGUUAGACCAAGUUGCUGAUCUCAUUUAUUUUGCGUGUAUCGUCUGACAUAUCCUCACCGUAGCUACUGUAUACGUGUAUACCUAGCCUUACCAAGAGUUUGACACUGAGUUUGAGUAACUUACUUCCUUAAUACCUAUAGCUCGUACUAUUGUAAUUUGUAAUAUGCCCGAGAAUGAAAUGAAAUCCAUAGAAAGAUAAGUUACGCAGACGAUCUUAAAUUCUUACGUCAGUGUCAAAUUGUGGCAAGGCUACUAUUUGUAUAGAAUAAGUUCACGUCUUACUAUUUCCAAGUCUCUGUAGUGCCUGUAGAAAUAAGUAUGGUUGGUAAGUUCACGAAACGUGUCCAUGUAUUCAAUACGUCCAUCAGUCUUCUGUAAUAUUAACGAACAAGAGCAAUAAAAUUAUCGAAUGCCUUAAGAAUAGCGGUACUCUUGAUAUUUCCCUCGUGGUGGUAAGCAGAUACUGUAGCCUAUGAAAACUUGAAAGUUUUAAACUCAGUGGUACAGUCAACCAAUUGGAAUCCUAGGCCACUGUAGAACUAUGUCAUAGUGACGUUAUAAAUCAGAUUGUAAGAAAUCUCUCACUGAUUCUCAUUUUGACAUAGUUGUAGAGUGGCCUAGGGUUCCAAUUGGUUGACUGUACUUAUCACAUGAGUAUCAACUUUUAUCUAAAUAUUCGUUGUAUCACUUGAACCAUAGAAAAAAAAAUAGUUUUUACUGCAUUCUGACCACCUUAAACAAAAUUUUAUUUAUGUUGAGUGUUCGUCAACUUUAGUUAAUUAAAUCACAUAUUUCAUUCACAAGUCCUGUACAAGUCGUGUUGUAGUAGAGAACUCAUUGUGUAAUAUAUUUUUAAAUAAUAUUAAA